GGCCCUGUCAGGUGGUAUAAAUUGCUGUUUAGGCUGGUUGUCCCUGUGGGGAACACUUGGAUCAAGACCCGAAAAGGGACAGAGCUAUUUAGGACCGACCAUCCUUCAGUGGAACCAAGCUUGAAAUUAUAUAUAUAUACGACCUUAUUUAUUUAACAUGGAAUAUGUAAUGGGUCUCAUUUUGCUGACAACAGCCUUCAUCUCACAGGUGACGGCUAUCUGCCCCGCGACGUGCGAGUGUCCUGCAGGCCGCCCGGCGUGCCCUCCGGGCGUUAGCGCUGUGCCAGAUGGAUGCGGGUGCUGCGAGGUGUGCGCUGCGCAGCUUAACCAAGACUGCAGUCCCAUGAAACCUUGUGAUCAUCGCAAAGGGCUGGAGUGCAAUUGCGGCAACGACGUCACAGAGGCCUGGGGUGUGUGCCGAGCCAAAUCAGAAGGACGCACGUGCGACUACAGCGGCAGGAUCUACCAGAAUGGCGAGAGCUUCCGCGUGGGUUGCAAGCACCAGUGUACCUGCUUGGACGGCGCUGUGGGCUGCGGGCCUCUCUGUGACCACAAGCUGCCGCCGGCCUCGCCGUCGUGCCCCUUCCCUCAGCUGGUCAGGAUUCCUGGCCAGUGCUGCUUCACCGUGGACUGCCACAAAGACACCUGGCGCCUGCCAACCGAACAUCACCCACAGAUGCCCUUUCCGAAACGAUGGCAACCCAAACUGGAGGGCCGUCCCCUCCCUCGGCCUCAUGAAAACGAUCUGCUGGUGACCAAUGAGAUUGCGCCCUUGAAGACGAGUGGCUGGGAGGCGGAGCGUGGCUACAAACACCUGCCUGUAUGGAGCCACCAGAAGAAGUGUCCCCUCCUCACCACCGAUUGGUCCCAGUGUUCACGUAGCUGCGGGACUGGCGUUUCCUCCCGCCUCUCCAACAAGAACCCCCUCUGCAAGCUGGAGAGAGAGACCAGACUGUGUACGGUGCGGCCGUGCAGCGCCCUACAGACUCUUUCGAGCAAGAGAGGCCGGAAGUGCUCCACUUUGCAAAAAUCCCCGUCACCCCUCCGCCUGUCCUUUGGCGAGUGCAUGAGCGUGCGCCUCUACCGGCCCAACUUCUGCGGCCGGUGUUGGGACGGACGAUGCUGUUCGCCGCGCCGCACCCGCACCCUCCGGUUCGACUUCGCCUGCCCGGACGGCCAGCGCCUGCAGAGGUCGGCCAUGUUCAUCCAAUCGUGCAAAUGUAACGAGGAGGCCUGUGGCCACCUGAACGACGUGGCACUUCCGCCACAGCGCUGGAUGCAUGGAGACACCCAUACGUUUAUUGACAAGCAGUGAUGAUUUUUUUUAUUUUUUUUUUAAUUCUCUCUCCUUCAAGACGAUGAGCCAGGUUUUUUGACUUUUCUGGCUCCAAGUGAGCAAGGGCCCCCCUGGUUGUAAUGUGUGUGGCCCAGGGUGCCCUUGUUCAGACGUGGGAGCUAAAUUAGAGCCCUGAUGCAGCCCUGGACUUCCCUCCCUCACGGGGGAUAAAAUUGCUUAUUCCGACAUGGAUUAUUUUGAGACCCUCCUGACUGCCCACAAAAGGAAACGCUUUGCAAGGCAUUUUGAAAACUGACUUCUAACUUAAGUGUCAAUGCAAAGGUACCUUCUGAUAUGUUAAGCGGGGUCCACACACACAGCCAUUUUCUAACAUCUUAACUUUUUUUUUUUGAGUGACCCCACACAUGACGGAAGAAAAUUGCCAUGUGUGUGCUUUCUGCCCGCGAAUAACAGGGGUUCACUAUACUGUAUUGUGAACCCCGCAUACUCUGGUUCCGGCACCCGCAGAUUCACCUAUUCACAGAUGUUUAACCUUGUUGGUGGUUUAUCACUGCUUAUGUUUUUUUUCUUUGUUUCUCCCCAGUUCAAUUAUAAUGGCCGUCAAUUAUCCACUGAUCUUCGUGGUUUGCGGUCCGUCACCCCGAAUAGUGGAGGUCCACUGUACGCUCAACACAGCGCGCACACAUCACAUUUGUGACGAUGUCUGUCGUAGUACCGAGACUGACCUGUGAGAGGCAGCAUGCUGCCCAAGGGCAUCCAGACUGUCAGAAAAUGCAAAGAAAAAAAGUACAGCUGUACCUUGAGAUACGAGUGACUCGACUGAGUUUUUUUAGAUGGGAGCUGUUGUUUCAUGCUUUGAAUUGUGAGUGCAGACUUGAUACAAGCGCUCUGAGUUUGGUAUUAAAAUGUCUUCAAGCUGUUUCAUGCCAUUCCCAGUUAAUGUUUACUGUCAAACUAAAUAUAAAACAGAGAAUUACACAUUUAAAACUGCCAUACAACUGCCUAAAGAAAGUAGCUACUAGUUUAAUGCUAAUCAGCAUCUGUCUUGCAAUGCUUUAACCAUUUAAGCAAGUCACGUAUCGAACACAAAUGGUUCAGAAAAAUGUAAACAGAGACUCAGUCAUAUACUCUUUAUCUUCUGCAUAGAACGGCUAAUAUUGGUGUCGAGCUGAGACUCGAGACAUUAGCAAUCUCCCGUGAGUUCUUGACUGGAUAUGCCUCGCUACAAUUUGACUGGCUGCUGCAGAAGCAAGGAGUGCCUCGAACUCAAGUGGGAUUCAUAAUGCCUCAGUGGAACAGUGUAUUAGUCUGUCUGUCUUGUACUGAACCCCCCUGUCCUGGUGGCCAAGAUGGGCACACCAAGAACAGCAUUUCAUUCAUGUAGUGUGACAAAAAUUUUCA
Messenger RNA from Phycodurus eques (leafy seadragon), 2698 nucleotides. RefSeq names its product CCN family member 1-like. Gene Ontology annotation, molecular function: protein binding. NCBI's taxonomy places the organism in Eukaryota, Metazoa, Chordata, Actinopteri, Syngnathiformes, Syngnathidae. Gene Ontology annotation, biological process: signal transduction. Gene Ontology annotation, cellular component: extracellular region. The record is from RefSeq and is a predicted model, not a curated record.